This is a messenger RNA of Clonostachys byssicola, 429 nucleotides long. The record is from the annotation of a GenBank genome assembly. NCBI's taxonomy places the organism in Eukaryota, Fungi, Ascomycota, Sordariomycetes, Hypocreales, Bionectriaceae.
AUGCCAAAGAAGCCGCAGGAGGGAAAUCGCCUUCCAUUAUGCAGCGCCUACGACGCAACCGACAUUUUGGUCAUUGACCCUGAAACACACGAACAUCUCAACCCAAACCUCGAUUGGUUUUUCCGCACCCAACAUGACAUUGACCCUUCUGCUACAGGCCGCAUCAUCGUGGGUAAACUGCCAAAGCAUGUCUCCAAAUCAGACCUCGACACACUUCUGGCGGGCGUGCCUCUACCGGCCAAGGAUGUUUCACCACCUCAGAGCUGCGUAACCUGGGCUUUGGCCGCGCUCAGCGCUCUACAGAACGCCGGUCUAGUGUGGUCUUUCAACAUUGAAUCUUUUAGAGAUUGGGCUCUUGCGUAUGGUGAUCGUUGCAUGGCAAAUAUGGGCCAAAGCGAUGUGUGCGAAUACAGAGGGGAGAAAAAGUGA